AAAGGAAGAAGACUUCUGCUUACCUGUCCGUUGUAGUCACUGCUGAAUUCAUGAGAAUUGGUUAUUUGUUAGUCAGACCCCUGUCCUGACAGGAGGGAGUAUCUUGAGUUGUUGUAGUAUUUGGUUAGGCAUGGACAGCGAGGGUAGAAAAGUGGUGGUCUGUGACAAUGGGACAGGGUUUGUCAAGUGUGGCUUUGCUGGAUCCAACUUCCCUGAUCACAUCUUCCCCGCCAUGGUGGGUCGACCAAUCAUAAGAUCGAACACCAAAGUGGGCAACAUUGAGAUAAAGGACCUGAUGGUGGGUGACGAGGCCAGCGAAUGUCGCUCCAUGCUGGAGGUGUCCUACCCCAUGGAGAACGGCAUGGUGCGCAGCUGGGAGGACAUGCUCCACCUGUGGGACUACACCUUCGGGCCAGAGCGCCUGAACAUCGACCCAUCAGAGUGCAAGAUCCUCCUGACUGAGCCGCCCAUGAACCCCACCAAGAACAGGGAGAAGAUCGCAGAGGUCAUGUUUGAGAAGUACCAGUUCCACGGCAUUUACGUGGCAAUUCAGGCUGUGCUCACUCUGUAUGCUCAGGGUUUGCUGACCGGCGUGGUCGUCGACUCUGGGGAUGGUGUCACCCACAUCUGUCCGGUGUAUGAGGGCUUUUCUUUACCCCACCUCACACGCAGGCUGGACAUUGCAGGACGUGACAUCACACGCUACCUCAUUAAGCUCCUGCUUCUCCGCGGUUACGCCUUCAACCACACGGCCGACUUUGAGACUGUGCGUAUGUUGAAGGAGAAGCUCUGCUAUGUGGGAUACAACAUCGACCAGGAGCAGCGCCUGGCCACAGAGACCACCUACUUGGUGGAGUCGUUUACGCUCCCUGAUGGCCGGCAGGUGAAUGUGGGUGGAGAGAGGUUUGGGGCCCCUGAAGCUCUCUUCCAGCCCCAUCUCAUCAACGUGGAGGGAGCAGGAGUGGCUGAGCUGCUGUUUAACACCAUCCAGGCUGCAGACAUUGACCUCAGGGCAGACUUCUAUAAGCACAUUGUUCUGUCAGGAGGGACCACCAUGUACCCCGGACUUCCAUCCAGACUAGAACGGGAGAUCAAGCAGCUCUACCUGGAGAGGGUGCUGGACGGAGACACUAAGAAACUAUCAAAGUUUAAGAUCCGCAUCGAGGACCCUCCCAGGCGUAAACACAUGGUUUUCAUGGGCGGCGCGGUGCUGGCCAACAUCAUGAAAGACAAGGACUCCUUCUGGCUGAGCAGAGCAGAGUAUGAGGAAAAAGGCCUGGGAGUACUGCAAAAGCUGGGAGGUGAAAUCAGAUAAAAAUAAAAUGUAUAAAGGAAAACAACGUUACUCCAAACAUUUACAUUUUUAUAUCAACUUCUCACCUCUCAGACUGGCAUGGAUUAAAACAUAGCACUCCUUCAUUCCUGCUAUAGUGAUAGAACAUUAAUGGGCAUUUUCUUUCACUAUUUUCUGACACUUUAUAGACUAAACAAUUCAUUGCAAUAAUUGUUGGUUGUAGCCUUAAUCCCUGCUAAGGUGAAUUUUCAUAACAGAGAAACAAUAUCAGGACAGACAACACAAUAGAAGUCUCAGGUAUCCACUUGUUACAAAAACUGACAAUAAACUGAGCAGCACUUCAGGCUAAUGAACGAGCCGUGGAAAGAGAGGAGAGGCAUUUGAGGAAGAAAUGUAUUUUGCAUUAUUUUACCAUAAAUAUAUUUGGGCCACACUGAACCGAUACAGUAUAUAGAUACCUGAAACAUUCAUAGCCUCUUUUAUAUAUAUUUUACAUUGUCAUUUAAACUGGGUCUUGAUUCAAACUGAUGCAAAGCUCACAAGGUUCUAGUGUAACAUUUGGAUUAAACAUGUCAAGCCCAUAUUUAAACCCAUAUUGUGCCCUGGUUAUUUGUAAAGGCUACUGGUAAUUAUAAGAAAGUUAUGUUAAUAACUGACUGAUGUAGAAAAUGUGAAAUGUUUAAAAUGUUAAACCUGUCAAACAAGACUUCAGGAACAUUGUAGUUUUAUAUUUUUUGUCUAUCAAAAUCAUUCCUAAUAUUUCAUUUGUCAAAUGUAUGGGCAUUUUUCACUGUGUCAUCUUUCUAAGAUCUGUUUUAAAUCAAAAAUAUCAAAUCCUUUAAGACAUCAACAUUAGAAACCAUAAACACUGAAUAAACGACCCCUUUGAGGGUGCUGGUAGUUUAAAGUCAGGCGUUAAAUGGUGUAAUUUGCUGCCCUCUGGUGGUUAUAUUUGUUUAAGACAUCAAAUCACAACAUCCCACUACAACACAAAUCUGGAUGUAACAACACUGUGAACAGAUAUUGCAAUUUUUUAUUGCGAUACUGAGUUACCUGACAAAAUACAGUAAUGUGUUUUUACACUGAAAAGAAAUAGUGAGCUCUCACAAUGAACACAUGCUUCACGCACACACACACCACAUUCGCAGAACCUUCACGUUAAAUGAAAAAGCAUGCAAUAAUGUUCAAAGCACAUCAUAGUUCUCAAAAUGAACCUCCUCAGCUGAUUAAAAACUCCAGAUAUGUUGAAAAUCCAUACUUAGGUUUGAUAUCUACCCAACAAAUUGAACAAUUAAAAGUUAGUUUUAAAUACACAAUAUGAUAAUCGAUCAUGACACUGAGUUGAACAGUCAGUUGAUAGUGAUGACUUGCAGCAGGGGUCACCAGAAGCUGGUGACUUUUACAUUUACAUUCGACCAGUCACCGUGAGGUCCUGGUUUAUUGGUCUGACUGUCCUGUCAGUCCAGGUUGUAACGCAGUGGUAUUUUACAGUACGGCCAAGAGAAACAGUAGAACUCAAAAGCAGUGGAUUGAAACGUGAAAUGACUGCAGUUGUAAAAGGAUUAAACUUUGACACGCAAAAAAGAUUUUAAUACAUUCGCAAGUCAUUCAGUAAAUCUGUUGCAGGUUGUCUCGGUGUGUCGAUGUGAUGUGUUAGGGUUUUUUUUUCUCACAUGGUUUUAAAAACAGAGAGCUGAUGCUUUUCUAUCACUUCCCUCCUACUCGCUCAUUACUCCACCUGCCAAAAACACUUAAUAGAAUACACAAGCAAGGAGGAGAGUCUGCGCUUUUUCUCAAAAAGCAAAAAUAAAAAUUGUCUCUGUGGGUGAUUCUAAAAAUAAACAGCUGAUUUAAAGCUUC
Molecule: messenger RNA, 3154 nt
Organism: Dicentrarchus labrax (European seabass)
Lineage: Eukaryota; Metazoa; Chordata; Actinopteri; Moronidae
Exons: 9
Coding region: 131-1315 (394 amino acids)
Biological process (GO): Arp2/3 complex-mediated actin nucleation
Cellular component (GO): Arp2/3 protein complex; actin cortical patch
Molecular function (GO): actin filament binding
Source: RefSeq, a predicted model, not a curated record